AAUCCAAGCGUGUUGCAAUAGUGCUGACGGGAAAGGACCUCUCAACCACGUGUCCCCAAUAAAACCAGUUUUAACUUUCACCGCACACCAUGUAUGGUAUGGUAGAAAUUAUACAUCCUUUGUCAAUGAUGCUUCAAAAGGAUUGAUGACACCACCGUGAUAACACCUAGAAGUGGCACUUCAGUUAAGUCUGGUUUGCGAGCUCGGCCAAAAUUUCGUAAUUUUCUUCUCCAAGUCGGAUAAGCCCCGAUGCCCGAACAGUUAGACGCGUACCGUUUGAAAUCGUUUUUUUUUUAACGGCCCCCUUUAUUGUGGCGAAACCCUUUUAACUUUAAUAUUUGAAUUUAAAAAAAAAACUCUACCCCAUCAGGACCUUGUGGAGAGUUUCACAUCCAAGUAAGAUUUAAACAAUCUCAUUUACUGAACCCUUCGAUCUGGAAUCUGACGCCAAAACAUUACCUGAUAUAUCACCAAGAGAGCAGAGUUUGUCAAGUUAACUCGAUUGUAUUAGCGAAGGAGGGAUUGAACACAUUGUCAAGGGGAUUUUCAUCCAGUGAUGAUUAGAUAAGAGACGGCUGUCACUAGAAUUAGUUUUCUUUGUCGCAGACGUCAGGUCGUGAACCAACGAUGCAUUCUUUGUGCGUAAACCUCAUCUUGGUUAUUCUUUCGUCGAUUUCUUCAGAAAAUUACGGCUUUCCACACGACACACUAACACCAAGUACAGUUGCUGACGUCAUAGAAGUGUCAGCCAAUCGGGAUAUAUCUGAGGGUCUUGGUAGUACGUCAGCCACGCCCUCCUCUACCUCCACAUCGAACCUCGUUGAUGAAGAUGAUGUUACGUCCGGUGCAGGGUUUCUUGAUACAGACGUCAUCGAUCACGCCUCUACGAACGAUGUGGAUGAUGCCUCCGAUGUCGGGAGGGCUGUCGCGGAUCUAUCCCAGGCCGCUGUUUUCCGUGACGACACACCUAGCAACAGCAAUGAUUCCACGUCUCAGGACGGUUUCCCAUGGUGGUCGCUUAUGCUCAUUCUCCUCGCUACGGUCGUCAUCAUCAUCGCCAUCGCACUCCCGUUUGUUCUCUAUAACCGCCGUCUGAACAGACGACGCGCGGUCAUCAGGAACAGCAAACGGGCAUCGGAACUCAUCGUCGAUUCAUGGAUGGCAGCAUCGCAAUCAUCCAUCCCCGGUGGGUCCCCAUCGACGUCAUCUGACAGCGGUAACGAAUUCGAUGUCCAAGGAACUAGUAACCAAGAUACCACGGAACGGCAGUCGGAUUGGGGAAUGAAGGUCAUGGACGAUGGCCCUAACCAAGAAAAUUUUCUGGGAGCAGAGGGUGGAUGCUGAAUUUUCGUUUUAAAUUAUAUAUUUUUAAUGAAGAUACGGUACGCCAGCUCUAGAGGCCCUCUUACAAUUUUACAAACCGAUUAUUAAGACAGACUUUCAGAUAAAAAGACUGUGCAACGGUCUGUGUGAUAUUGCUAAAUAAUACUUCGGACUAAUCAUUCCAUUGUCUAUUUCUUCUGUGGGAAGAGGUAUAGGUGUUUGUGUGAGACUAAAAAGGGCUAAAUAUCGCUCAAAACAUGCGAAAGUUUCCUAGGGAUAACGGUAUUCUCUUUUAAGAUGGAAGCUUUAUUUUGCAUUGUCGUGUUGCAAUGAUGAACAAGAGGUGCAAUAAAAUUGUUCUCUUUUUUUCUGAUGGUCAAGAUAUUGCCAAGUUCUCAUGAAAUUAGUAGAAUGCUGGGCAAUUCGUCAUAUCAAAUGCAGUAAUUGCAUGAGAUAAUGUCAAAUCAGAUGAAAUUGUACUUGAAACAACAUUUUUCCAUGUAUCAAUACCCGGAAGGGCGUUACAGAUAAUGUUAAAGAACGCGUAUAUUCUACUUUUUUUCUUGAUCAAUAUAUAGACCACAAAGUGAUAACGCCGACUCAGCUAUCAAACAAGAAGUAUUGAAUAAUUGAAUUGUAAUGACUGAAUAUAUGAAAAUAUGGUAACUCAGAUUUCUCUUUCAUAUCGCUGAAUAAUAGGGCCAAUUAUCACUUGCGCAUGCGCUAAGUAGUCGGUCCUACGGAACGAAUCAAUUUCACAUCCGUUCUCAAGCAAUGGAUCGUUCGUUUUAGAUCUGUUUCAUACAAAAGGCAUAUGCGAUCGCAAUAUUAUUAUCCAGUUUAGACAAAGAAAGGGCAAUUUUGUAUAUUAUGUAAGUUGCAUACUAUCAAAUCUAAAAUAAGGUUUGAUAUGUAUUGUAGUACAUUAUUACUGCAUGUAAUCUGUACUACGUCUAUCUCACCUUACAUAACAUGGAUAGGUUCAAAGAGUUAUAUAAUUAAUUGUAAUUAAUAAACGACACAAAAGUUUGCUAUUUAAUGGAAGAAAACUAUUAAAAGGUAUAUUGUAUUCGAAGAAGUAUAGCCUGAAUUUGAUUAAUAUAACAAUCAGUAUAAGUUCACUUGUUGUUAACAUUAUGGUGUCCUAUUAAGAUCAUUAUUAAGAUUAAGAGCGGUAGGAAGUAAUUCCUCAAGAAGCUGUGUGCGCUAUGAACGCCUAGCUUAGCCGGGUAAUAUAGGAGCGCCUUGAGCACCUAACAAGGUGGAUAUGUGCGCAAUAUAAAUACCCUAUAUUAUUAUUAUCAUUGGCAGACAGUCUUUAAGUUUUACAAACUUCACUGAUCUAGUUAAAGAGCUAUGAAACAUGACCCAGAAGACAAAUGUUGUGAGUAUUUUAAACGUUGAUCCUGCAAUGUUGGGCCUACGGAAACAGAUAAGCAUACAUGUCUGCAGUUAACCAUUUCAUACCCUGAUUUUCCCUUUUUUCUGAGGCUGUAAAAAAGAGAGAAGAGUUUCACACACCAGUUAGAUACCGAUGAUCAAGUGUAAUAACGAAUAAUCAAAUUUAAAUUUAUAAACAAGUUAAUUCAAUAAACCCAUGUCCCUUUCAGAGCAAUCAGAGGCGGUUGAUAGUCAAUAUCUUGACUGCCACUUUGCUCGGAGUGAGUCUACUUUUUUUGAAAAAUUCAGAGCAUUAUUCAUAACUUAAACCAUAGAAGGUCGCUUUGUGAGAUUUUUCAUCCAUUUAAUUUUGAUAAACCACCAUCUUCCAUAUGCUCCUACACGAAAUACGAAAAUCGAGGAGGGUAGGGUGGGCACGCAUACAAGUACCCCCCCCCCCCCACGCUGAUUGCCGCCAAUGAUUUAUGCGAUUUGAAUAUGGGAAAAUUGAAACAUGAGAUUGUCAUACAUUAGACACAUUUGUUUUUUAAUCUGCUCAAGAUGUAUGCGUUCUUAUAACGUGUGAUGGUGUGGUUUGAUUGCCUGUGUAUGUAUAUUACUUCGUUGGUCCUCCUUCAAAACACGUAUGUCUGAAAUGACCUGGGUAUACCGAAUACUGUAUCUUAACUAAAAACAGGUUGUUCUUUUCCCCCUUUUUUAUUUCAGCUGUGAUAUGCCGGGGGGUAGGCAUUAUCUGAUUCAUGUAGCGGACGUUGUGCACGUCACCCGUGACGUUAAUUAGUCAUUUAUUACGAAAUAUUGUAUUCUUAAUUACCUUACUUGCGUUAUAGUUAUACGUAAACUGACUUUUGCAAUAUAUUUUAUAAUGAAGCUCUGAACAUUGUAAUAUUUCAUGUAGUGUCUUCAACAAGUAUCCAUGAAAUCAGUGUUAUAUACUAAUUUAAGUAAUAUAAAUGUUUAAGUAGCAACCUAAUUGUAACUUUUGUUAUUUCUCUAUUAAUGAGAGGUAUUUUAGAUGUUUUCCCUUGCGGUUAAUGCUAUCAUGAAUAUAUUCCCAUUUUACAUAAUUGGAAUGUUAAUUUACUUGUUUCAUUAUUUCACAUUUAUAGGUGAAAAUAUAUUGAAGCUUUGGGCAGGUUUAUGUAACCGAAAUUGGGGUAACAAUAUGAAACAGAAUAAACCUCGCAUUGGCCAGUCCCACUGAGAGAGUCUGGUUAAAGAGGAAAUGAAAUACAUAUUAGGGUAAUGUUAUGAAAUAGAUAUAUACCUAUCAAUGCAAUAACAUAUUUAUAUAUUUAUAAAACUGUAUUUAUUUUUUUAUAUCCUUCACCUUCCACUGACAACCAUCAGUUUCAUAUGAUAUAAUAAUUAUUUGCAAAUAUUGUGUGAUGUAUCAUGUACUAUUAUCAUUUUGUGGUCAUUCUGAAUUUCCAUGCACUGUAUGAUGGACAAUAAAGAAAGUGAAUCAACUGAAUUGAAUGAAAUUAAAGUUGGGUGAAUACAUGCUAUGUGUAGUUGUAAAAGAAGAUCACAAUAUAUUUGUUUUAGUAACUGAUAUUGAUAUCAAAUUGCUUAUUAUAAGUGAGAAGAAAACUCUAUUCUUCGAAGGU
Molecule: messenger RNA, 4334 nt
Organism: Lytechinus pictus (painted urchin)
Lineage: Eukaryota; Metazoa; Echinodermata; Echinoidea; Temnopleuroida; Toxopneustidae
Exons: 4
Coding region: 628-1344 (238 amino acids)
Source: RefSeq, a predicted model, not a curated record